This is a messenger RNA of Orycteropus afer afer, 2394 nucleotides long. RefSeq names its product PAT1 homolog 1, processing body mRNA decay factor (gene PATL1). The record is from RefSeq and is a predicted model, not a curated record. Gene Ontology annotation, cellular component: P-body. Gene Ontology annotation, molecular function: RNA binding. Gene Ontology annotation, biological process: deadenylation-dependent decapping of nuclear-transcribed mRNA; P-body assembly. NCBI's taxonomy places the organism in Eukaryota, Metazoa, Chordata, Mammalia, Tubulidentata, Orycteropodidae.
CGCGGAGGAGCCCGGAGAAGCAGCUCUUCUUCCUCCCUCCCCUACUCCCCUCCCCGCUCCCUUCCCCCCUCCCCAAGAAUGUUCCGCUACGAGUCUUUGGAGGAUUGUCCUCUAGAUGAAGAUGAAGAUGCAUUUCAGGGCCUAGGAGAGGAAGAUGAGGAGAUUGAUCAAUUCAAUGAUGAUACAUUUGGGUCAGGUGCAGUUGAUGAUGAUUGGCAGGAAGCACAUGAGCGCCUGGCUGAACUGGAAGAGAAGCUACCGGUGUCAGUUAAUGAACAAACAGGCAAUGGAGAAAGGGACGAGAUGGACUUGUUGGGUGAUCAUGAGGAGAAUCUGGCAGAAAGGCUUAGUAAGAUGGUGAUUGAGAAUGAACUGGAAGAUCCAGCUAUCAUGAGGGCAGUGCAGACCAGGCCAGUUUUGCAACCCCAACCAGGAAGUCUCAAUUCCAGCAUCUGGGACGGAUCUGAAGUUCUGAGGCGAAUCCGGGGACCACUGCUUGCUCAGGAAAUGCCUACAGUGUCUGUACUAGAAUAUGCCUUGCCCCAGAGGCCCCCACAGGGCCCAGAAGGUGAUCGGGAUCUCUCUGAGCGUGCGUUACCCAGGCGGUCAACGUCACCAAUCAUUGGGAGUCCUCCUGUGAGAGCUGUCCCCAUAGGCACCCCACCUAAGCAGAUGGCAGUACCCAGCUUCAACCAACAGAUUCUGUGUCCGAAGCCUGUCCACGUUCGGCCCCCGAUGCCACAGCGUUACCCUGCUCCCUAUGGUGAGAGGAUGUCUCCCAACCAGCUCUGCACUGUCCCGAACUCGUCCCUCCUGGGUCACCCUUUCCCUCCAAGUGUCCCUCCCGUUCUCAGCCCUCUUCAGAGAGCACAGCUUCUUGGAGGAGCACAGCUACAGCCUGGACGGAUGUCUCCCAGCCAGUUUGCACGGGUCCCGGGAUUUGUCGGUAGUCCACUUGCCGCCAUGAAUUCCAAGUUGCUGCAAGGGCGAGUUGGGCAGAUGCUUCCCCCAGCACCAGGCUUUCGUGCCUUCUUUAGUGCUCCACCCACAGCCGUACCACCUCCUCCACAGCAGCAUCCCCCCGGUCCAGGACCCCACCUGCAAAACCUAAGAUCUCAGGCCCCAAUGUUUCGACCAGACACAACUCAUCUUCACCCACAGCACCGACGACUCCUGCAUCAGAGGCAGCAACAGAAUAGAAAUCAGCAUCGGAAUCUCAAUGGUGCAGGAGAUAGAGGAAGUCAUCGGAGCAGUCAUCAAGAUCAUCUUCGAAAAGAUCCGUAUGCCAAUCUCAUGCUGCAGCGAGAGAAGGAUUGGGUCUCUAAGAUCCAGAUGAUGCAACUGCAAAGCACUGACCCCUACCUGGAUGAUUUUUAUUAUCAGAAUUACUUUGAGAAACUGGAGAAACUGUCAGCUGCCGAAGAGAUACAAGGUGACGGCCCUAAGAAAGAGCGCACCAAGCUUAUUACCCCUCAGGUGGCCAAACUGGAGCACGCCUAUAAGCCAGUGCAGUUUGAGGGCUCUCUGGGAAAACUCACCGUCUCUAGUGUGAAUAAUCCCCGAAAGAUGAUCGAUGCUGUUGUCACAUCCCGGAGCGAGGAUGACGAGACAAAAGAAAAGCAGGUUCGGGACAAGAGACGAAAAACCCUUGUCAUAAUUGAGAAAACGUACAGUUUACUCCUGGAGGUAGAGGAUUAUGAAAGACGCUAUCUCCUGAGUCUGGAAGAAGAGCGGCCUGCCCUGGUGGAUGAGAGAAAGCACAACAUUUGCAGCAUGUAUGACAACCUGAGGGGGAAGUUGCCUGGACAAGAGAGGCCAAGUGAUGACCACUUUGUGCAGAUCAUGUGUAUCCGGAAAGGGAAGAGGAUGGUUGCCCGUAUUCUUCCCUUCCUCUCCAUGGAGCAGGCAGCUGACAUUCUCAUGACAACAGCCAGGAAUCUCCCUUUUCUUAUCAAGAAGGACGUACAAGAUGAGGUGCUGCCAUGCUUACUGAGUCCCUUCUCUGUCCGCCUCUAUCACCUUCCGUCAGUGACUGUCACCAGCAUCCUGCAGCAGCUAAUGAACCUACCUCAGAGCGCAGCUGCACCAGCACCCUCCAACCCUCACCUCGCUGCUGUGCUCCAGAACAAGUUUGGCCUGUCACUGCUCCUCGUUGUCCUGAGCCGCGGGGAAGACCUACAGAGUUCAGAGCCUGCUGCCGAAUCAACACAGAACAACCAGUGGGCAGAGGUGAUGUUCAUGGCAGCCCGAGAGCUUCUGCAGAUCCCCCAGGCAGCCCUAGCCAAGCCCAUCUCCAAACCCACCAACCUGGUGUCCCUCUUUUCACGUUACAUUGAUCGACAGAAACUGAACUUGCUGGAGACGAAACUACAGCUGGUUCAGGGGAUACGAUAA